AUGACAGCUCCUCAAAACCCAGGUUUAGGACGCUCUAAGGUGCAAAACGGAGACGUCGAUCAAUACCCUGAUCCGAAUCGCUUCAACGAAAAUAAUACCAAAGGCCUAGAUGAGGCCAGUAAGCCCACUUCAAAGACUCAUGGCUCUCAACCAUCUGAGAUCGAAAUCCUUAAAGAGCGGAUCCAACAAAUCGAACAGUCGCUACAAGCUAGCCGACUGAAUUACCCAACUUUUCAUCCCAAUACUCGCCCAUUUUAUCAUGAUCAACGAAGCAGUAAUCUGGAUCCUUCCACUCAUUUCCUAUCAUCAAUUCCUUCCGCAGCUACAUCGAAUCCGUCAUUGAUCUCAUCCAAACAAGAGCAGAACUCGCCACUGGCAAUACCCAUUGCGCCUAGAUCGCUCAAUUCCUUAGAAGAUCAACAGAUAAAUGGACUCCCCACCUUUCCGCCCUUGAGCCAUCAUUUCAGUGUUCAUGAUGAUGCGAUCAGAAAAGGGGAGCACCAACCUGGUAUUCAAGGAGCCAUCAGACCAGAGACCAGCUACAGGCCAAGUUUAGCAAGUAAUGAUAUCUACCAACAAAGAAGCGAAGUUGAGACCUCACAGCCCAAAGGUCCAGCCCAAGGCAGUAUUGGGAGUUUGCCAUAUUUGAUUGGUACAAAUUUGUACUCUCAAGAAUCAGACACUAUAAAUUUUUAUGAAGGGUACUCUUCUGUUCAUUAUAAGGACCAUUUGAGAAGGCUCAAUUUUGGACCCUUCGCUUGGUCAUCACUUAUGAAGAGAGAUGUUGGCUUGAGAACGGUAUGGGACUACGUUGUAUCUAAAAAGGAAAAGAUUCUGAACAAAGGUCACUCUGCUGCUUUGAUGUUUGCUCAACCAACCGGUGAGGUCUCGGACGAAAAUACUGAGACUUUAUUUUCCAGUGGCAAGGAUAGUGAUCAGCUGGAACAACAAUUCCAAAGGCGUGCAUUACAAACUGAUGGAGUGGAUGAUAUGAUGCCCUACAAAACGAUUAUUCAAGCUAGACAAAACGCCCACAAACAGAAGGCAUUGCUCAAUAAGCACGCCUUGCCUUUGGGCCUCACUGUUUACGAUGGUCGUUUGGACCGUGAACUUCAAUUGAUUGAAAAGAUCGAGGUUGUCUUACCCAAGAAAAGGGUUUUGUGGAAAUUGAUACACAGGUUUUUCCAGUCAAUGUAUACUUACAUGCCAUUUAUCGACGAGGACUACUUCCGGCAAGAUCUUGAGCGAAUCAUCGGGCCGCAAUCAUAUGAAGAUGUUUCGAUCGCCCACAUCAAAAUCGAGAAAAAACUAGAUUUGGCUACUGUGGGUAUCUUACUCAUAAUCUUAAGACUAGCAUACCUAUCCUUGUUUUCAAACAACAGUUCACUCAACGAGUUCAUCCUCAAUAAUGCUCAUCCAAACAAGGAGAAUGCGCUUGUCCAGUAUUUGAUGAAAAAUCCCAUCAACAUUAAUACCAUUGAUGUCGCCAGUCUCUGUCUUGAUCAAUUUCAGGUUUUGAGGAGGAGCAAUUUUACUGUUCUUCAAUUAGCAUUGUUUUUAAGACUUUAUCAUACAUAUGCUCCUGAGGAUGGAGACGGUGCAGAUGGGGGUGAUUCACAAGUCCUCAAUUCUGUGCUUAUACAGACUGCAUUUUCACUUGGCAUGAACCGUGAACCCGAUGAGCAGUACACCGAUCCGAAAAUGAAUCAUUUGAUUAGAAAAAUUUGGAUCUUUUUGGUGGCGUCGGACCUUCAUUUAAGCUAUUCAUUUGGAAAUCCGAUUACCAUUGAUGAUAUGCACUAUGAUAUAAAACCUCCCGUUUGUGACCCGGGUAGUGAAAAUCUUCGUGACAAAGGCAAGGACAGGGCUAGCACAAAUCGAUUGAACUGGUGCCUCAAACUCAGUCCUAAAUUGCGAAACCUUCUUCAGUGUGCCCUUAACAUCAAAGGUAGGACAGCUUUACCUAAACUUUGCGAAGAUAUCUCAGAGUUUGAGCUAUACGUACACAAUGAUAUUGGUUCCAUAAAUGACUUCAUUGUGUGCACAGGGAUGGACGAGCUAGCAGUAGCCAACAGAAACAUGAAAGUCAAGGUUUAUCUUGCUCUCAAGUCAUUCUUGAUUUCGAUAUUUUUCCAUCUUUAUCUUCAUUAUGAGGAAGAUAAUAUCGAUGUGUCGUUCUUCUAUUUAAAAAAGAGUCUCCUCACAACUAUUGGAGAUAUCAUGCCUCAUUAUGUAACACUUUUGGGAGAAAGUGAAGUAAUAAGUGACAUGAUCAUUAAUCCAACCCUUGAAAUGACAAUUCACAAAUCAAAUCAGAUCAAUCUUUCGAUCAUUGUGAGGGUCAACUUUCUCAUAUUUCAUCUCAAACAAUCCAAAGACCACGAAAGAUUAUGCAAAGUUGACAGCUCGUAUUUUACCUAUUUUCAGUUAUUGUGUCAGUUGUCAUCGGCAGUAACAAGGGCUGCCGAGUUUACAAUUUCAGCAAUUAGUAAGUUGAGUAACCGUUACUAUUAUGCCUGGAGAAUUACGCGAGGACAAACUUAUCUCUUGAAGACCAUUACUUUGACCCAAUUUUAUGAGGACAACUAUCAUAAAGCAUCUCGAAUCUAUUCCACUCGUUAUAAACCUGAACAGAUCAGAGAGUUGAUAGGCAUUUGUGAAAAGACCUUGUCCGAUUUUUCGCAUACCGAAUUCUGUACCUACGGGUUUGCCAAACACAUGAAGGAAGAUCUAUACCGAUGCAAUGAAAUGCCGACAGGCAGUGUAUCUACAAGCAUAACUACCCCAAUGAAUACGCCUGACAAGACUUCUACAAAUGCAGAAAUUGACAAAAUAUGGUUACAAGUUUUAUCCAUCAAACACAAUACAAGUUUGACUGGAAAUUUGCAAGACACUCCGUUGACCUCGAAGACGCCACUUCCACUACCAUUGGAUUUGGGUGAUAUGACUAGUCAGACGCACAAGACCAACGGGUCUAAUCCGAUUGAUAGUUUGCACGAGGUGGACAGGACCGGAUACGAUAUGGAAAUGGCAAACCGUUUUGACAUUUUUAGUGAAAUGCCUUUUGAGGAUAUGGAGAAAAAGCUAGCUGCCAGGCGACGCAAGGCAGAAAAGAAAUUGAUUGCCGGAGAUGAGAAGAGCGAUGAACAAGCGCCUACAAAGAAACCCCUACCACAAAGCCAAGAACCCACGCAUGUCGAGGUAGUCAUGGACUGUGACUUUGAUGAUCUUAUGAGUGACAAGGAGAUCGUAUCAUUGAGUAACCAGAUUACAAGGUGCUACUCAGCCAUGAGGCAUUCAACUCACGAGGUCCCUCUAACAAUUACUUCUUUCAACAAACGUUUGAGAGAACGUUUUGAGAAUACGCUACCAGAUCAUUCGAAAUGGAAGAACAUCAAAUUCGAGGGGGAUGCGUCCUUAAGUGAGUUUAUUUCAAAAAAGGGCUACGAACCUUCAAAAGUCACAUACCUUACUGCAGAUACAGAGAACGAACUAGAAGAGUUGUCGGUUGGCGAAACUUACAUCAUUGGUGGUAUCGUAGAUAAAAAUCGCCACAAGAAGCUCUGCUUAGACAAGGCAAACGACCUUGGUCUCAAAGUCGCCAGGCUACCCAUUGGAAAAUUCAUCAAGAUGAACGGGAGACAGGUUUUGGCUACGUCGCAUGUCUAUGAGAUCAUGUGCAUGUGGUUUGAGCAACAGAAGGACUGGGAAAAGGCUUUCAAUACUGUUCUCCCUCCUCGAAAAUUACACAAUCAGAAUGAAGCGACAGCUGAAGCCGAUAGCGACGCUCAAGGCGCAUAG
This is a messenger RNA of Candidozyma pseudohaemuli, 3801 nucleotides long. RefSeq lists its product as uncharacterized. Gene Ontology annotation, biological process: DNA-templated transcription; tRNA N1-guanine methylation. The record is from RefSeq and is a predicted model, not a curated record. Gene Ontology annotation, cellular component: nucleus. The transcript is spliced from 2 exons. The coding region runs from base 1 to 3801 and encodes 1266 amino acids. Gene Ontology annotation, molecular function: DNA binding; zinc ion binding; tRNA binding. NCBI's taxonomy places the organism in Eukaryota, Fungi, Ascomycota, Pichiomycetes, Serinales, Metschnikowiaceae.